Aspergillus eucalypticola CBS 122712 is the source of this 1146-nucleotide messenger RNA. Its product is annotated as WD40 repeat domain-containing protein. Gene Ontology annotation, molecular function: signaling receptor complex adaptor activity; protein binding. Gene Ontology annotation, cellular component: heterotrimeric G-protein complex; cytoplasm. Gene Ontology annotation, biological process: G protein-coupled receptor signaling pathway. Lineage: Eukaryota; Fungi; Ascomycota; Eurotiomycetes; Eurotiales; Aspergillaceae. Bases 1 to 1146 code for a protein of 381 amino acids. The record is from RefSeq and is a predicted model, not a curated record. The transcript has 5 exons.
AUGGCCGACAUGUCCGGCGAACAGAUGCAGGCUAAGAUUACCGCGGCUAGGCGCGAAGCUGAAGGCCUGAAGGACAAGAUCAAGCGCAGAAAGGAUGAGUUGGCCGAUACAACUCGUACGCAUCCCUCUUUUCCCUUUCGCAUCCUCUUGGCCUCUUCCUCGCAAUGGGGGUCAACAGCCGUCGUUGUACUCGUGAUUGGCCUCCGUCAAGUCGCGCAGAACCAAACUGAAACCUUGCCUCGUAUUGGUAUGAAGCCCCGGCGGACGCUCAAGGGACAUUUGGCCAAGAUCUACGCCAUGCAUUGGUCGACCGACCGCCGUCAUCUCGUCUCCGCCUCUCAGGACGGAAAGCUCAUCAUCUGGGACGCCUACACCACGAACAAGGUCCAUGCGAUCCCGCUGAGGUCAUCAUGGGUGAUGACCUGUGCCUAUGCCCCGAGUGGAAACUACGUCGCCUGCGGUGGUCUCGACAACAUUUGCUCGAUCUACAACCUCUCCUCUCGUGAGGGUCCGACUCGUGUUGCGCGUGAGCUCUCCGGACACUCCGGCUACCUCUCUUGCUGUCGGUUCAUCAACGAUCGCAGAAUCAUCACGUCUUCCGGCGACAUGACUUGCAUGCUGUGGGAUAUCGAAUCGGGCUCGAAGGUUACUGAAUUCGCUGAUCACCUUGGCGACGUGAUGUCGAUCAGCAUCAACCCGACAAACCAGAACGUUUUCGUUUCGGGCGCCUGCGAUGCCUUCGCCAAGCUGUGGGAUAUCCGUACCGGAAAGGCGGUGCAAACUUUCGCUGGACACGAAUCCGACAUCAACGCCAUCCAGUUCUUCCCCGACGGAAACGCUUUCGGAACCGGUUCUGACGACACCUCCUGCCGUCUGUUCGACAUUCGUGCGGAUCGCGAACUCAACACCUACCAGAGCGACCAAAUACUGUGCGGUAUUACCUCCGUUGCCUUCUCCGUUUCUGGCAGAUUGCUUUUUGCUGGUUACGAUGACUUCGAGUGCAAGGUCUGGGAUGUUCUGCGCGGAGACAAGGUUGGAUCCCUGAGUGGUCACGAGAACCGCGUAAGCUGCUUGGGAGUCAGCAACGACGGCAUCAGCUUGUGCACUGGAUCCUGGGAUUCUCUGCUCAAGGUCUGGGCUUGGUAA